This is a messenger RNA of Diatraea saccharalis (sugarcane borer), 3581 nucleotides long. Lineage: Eukaryota; Metazoa; Arthropoda; Insecta; Lepidoptera; Crambidae. The record is from the annotation of a GenBank genome assembly.
AAUGGGGUAGUAAUAAUUUGUUUGUGUCCUGUUUUUUUUUAUGGAAUCUUUUUGUAUUUAAUAUUGAAAUAGUAAUAAAAGCUAUCUUAAGAAUAAACAAGUACAAUGCUUAAUAUACAAAGCUACGGUAGCAGUUCCGAAGAUGAGAAUGAUGAUAUUGUGAAAGAAAACAGUAAUGAAAAUUUGUUGAUUCAUUUGAAACCUGUGGAUCCUAAUUUGUCUGUAGCAAAAACAAUGCAGAUAUGUGCGGCGCCUGUAGUAAUGCCUACAAAUAAUGAUGAUACCAGAGUAUUGUUACCACCAAAUCAAGAAUUGAUGCAUAACCCUAAAUAUGAAGAACUUUUUGCACCAACAUUUGGUCCUGAAAAUCCUUUUCAAACUCAACAAAUGAAAGCAAACAGAAACAUGCUCUCUGGAUAUGUGGAGAAGGCACACAUAAGUGAAUUUCAAUUUGAAAAUCAGAGGCGGACAUUUACUAGUUAUGGUUAUGCAAUGGAUCCAUCAACUGAUGUUGAUACUGGGAGUAAUGAUGCUGUUGUUGUUUCUGCCAUGGUAGCUCCCCCUCCAGAAACAGAAGGAAAAACAGUAUUUGAAUCAAUAAAAAAGAGGCCAUUGGAUAAAAAGAAAAGAAACAAAAAUGAUAAUCCAGAAGAUAUUAAUGGAUUCUUGGGUCCUUGGGGAGGAUAUGAAGGAGAGAGGAGAGUUAUGAAACCGGAAGGGGAUGAAGCUAAGGAAUUGGAAGAAAUUCUGGCAAAGAGACAAAAGAGAGGCAAAGUAGAUGAUGACAAACCCUUAGAAGAGAAAUCCAUUAUUCACAUUGACAAGGCGACUGACUACCAAGGUCGUUCGUGGAUCGAAGCACCGCGCAGUGAAACACAACUCCGCAGUGACACACCGCCAGACAAAUGCUUUUUGCCCAAGGCUCACAUUCACACAUGGAAAGGUCACACGAAGGGAGUGGCAGCCGUGCGAUGGUUCCCUACCACCGCUCAUCUCAUGUUAUCUGCCGGCAUGGACUGCAGAGUUAAGAUAUGGGAGGUGUACGGUGGGCGACGUUGCGUGCGUACGUACUUUGGUCAUCGGCAGGCGGUACGCGAUGUCAACUUCAAUAACAGUGGUGACCACUUCCUUUCUGCUGCAUACGAUCGUUACAUAAAGCUGUGGGACACCGAGACGGGGGCGUGCGUGUCUCGAUUUACGUCAAGGAAGGUGCCGUACUGCGCCAAGUUUAAUCCUGAUCCUGAUAAACAACAUUUAUUCGUCGCCGGCACAUCUGACAAGAAGAUCAUAUGCUGGGAUACGAGAAGCGGAGAAAUAGUACAAGAGUACGACAGACAUUUGGGGGCGGUGAACACAAUCACGUUCGUUGAUGAAAACAGAAGAUUUGUCACCACAUCUGAUGAUAAAAGUUUACGCGUUUGGGAAUGGGACAUACCGGUAGACAUGAAGUACAUAGCUGAUCCGUCUAUGCACUCGCUACCGGCGGUGACUGUAUCGCCCAACGGCAAAUGGCUCGCGUGUCAAUCUAUGGACAACAAGGUUAUAGUGUUCAGCGCUCUCAACAGAUUCAAAAUGAACAGGAAGAAAACUUUCACUGGUCACAUGGUGGCUGGAUACGCGUGCUCCGUUGACUAUUCACCGGAUAUGAGUUAUUUGGUGUCGGGUGACGCUGAUGGCAAGUGUUACAUCUGGGAUUGGAAAACGACGAAACUUUAUAAGAAGUGGAAAGCUCACGAUGGAGUUUGCAUAUCAGCUUUAUGGCAUCCACAUGAGCCUAGUCGCCUUCUAACUGCGGGCUGGGAUGGCGUCAUAAAAUACUGGGAUUAAAUAAAAAAAAUAAUUUGCUGAAAAGAUUUUAAUUUCCCUAACAUGAACCAGAACCAUAAAUAUAUAAUGAAAAACGCAAAUAAACUAUACGACAUAUAGGUAACAUUUUCUUAAAUAUUUUUUGAUGCUUUGCAAUCUAAAUUCAAUGUCAUGACCUUCUUCUCAGGGUUACAAGUGAAUUAGGCUACUUGCAUUGGGUAUUUGUAUGGUUCCUCAUAUGCGAUGUCGACCUUGUAUUCCAUACUGCAUUCUCUGCAAGUGCCAUUGAUCAUGAACUCAUCAAAAGUUAUAUUAUUUUCAUGGAAUGCUUCAAUAAGAGCAGUGAUAAGGCUGUCGAUCAUUUCGGGCGUGUGAUAGGGACCUGGGGCGAACCGCAGGCGUUCUUCACCUCGCGCCACUGUUGGAUAGUUGAUCGCCUGCACAUAAUGGCCUCUCUUCAUUAAGGAUUCGGCGACCAGUGCCACUUUAUCCGCUCCCUUUAUAGGUACAGGUACUAUGUGACUUACUGAUGGCAUUUGCGGGAGUCCCGCGACGAGAAGUGACAGUUUCAAGUAUCUUACAAUAGCUUGAUGCUUUGUUCUCAAAUUCCUCCCUUCUUCACUGGCAAGUAAUCUAAUAGCAGCUAAAGAGCCUGCUAGCACUGGAGGAGGUAGAGCUGUAGUAAAAAUAAAACCAGGCGCCAAUGACCUUAUAGUGUCUACUAGAAGUGAAGAACCAGCAAUGUAGCCACCCACAUUUCCGUAAGCUUUCCCCAAGGUUCCCGACACUACAUCUAUUAAGUUUUGGAUACCUCUCUCUUCGCCAAUGCCUGCACCAUGCUUCCCAUACAACCCUACUGCAUGGACUUCGUCCACAAAGGUUAAAGCACCAUAUUCAUGGGCUAUAUUGCACAUUUCCUCUAAAGGACAUAUAGCACCACUCAUUGAAUGAACAGUUUCAAAAACAACCAGUUUUGGUACACCUUUAGGAGAUUCUGAUAAGAGUUGCCUAAGGUGGCUGGGAUCAUUGUGCCUAAAUAUGUAUUUAGGUGCUCUACUAUUACGAAUACCUUGAAUCAUUGACGCAUGGUUUCCAGCAUCAGAAUAAACAAUACAUCCAGGUAAAAUUUUUGCCAGUGUAGAUAAAGUUGCAUCAUUUGCUACAAAACAAGAACUGAAAAUCAGGGCAGCAGGUUUCUUAUGUAGUUGUGCUAUUUCAGCCUCUAGUUUUUCAGUCAUUUGUGAGUUUCCAGCGAUGUUGCGAGUACCACCAGCACCAGUGCCAUAUGAUUUAAUAGCAUUAAUAGCAGCAUCCUGGACUACAGGGUGGCGAGAAGCGCCAAGGUAGUCAUUAGCACACCAUACGGUGACGCGGCGAUUCUCAGCACCCUCUAAGGCUUGAGGAUAUGCUCCAUCGGCGGCCAAACGAGACACUUUCCUGAAUACACGGUAUGAAUAAUCCUUCUUCUUAGCACUGAUUUGAUCAUUGAAAAAUUUCUCAUACUUGUAUGGCAGAAGAUUCUCCGCUAUAUCUUCAGACAUUUCCUUAGGAGCUUCAGCAAUGAUGGCAUUCUCUUUGAUGAAGGGGCAUUUCGUCUCAUCAUUUCCGAGAGAUCGAAAGCCUCGAGACACAACGGGGCAAUAGUUUGCGUAUUGUUUCAACAGAGCCCCUCCGUAAUUUCUUACGAAGGCUUGGUUGAGUGAUCCCAUAAAUGGACAAGGCAUUUUAUGUAAUUCUUGGUAACACUUUUCACAACACGAGUUAGAAAAUUCGGG